Paramecium tetraurelia is the source of this 660-nucleotide messenger RNA. RefSeq lists its product as uncharacterized. The transcript is spliced from 5 exons. Lineage: Eukaryota; Ciliophora; Oligohymenophorea; Peniculida; Parameciidae. Gene Ontology annotation, cellular component: endosome. Gene Ontology annotation, molecular function: GTPase activity; GTP binding. The record is from RefSeq and is a predicted model, not a curated record.
AUGACUAGAUGCAAUGAAAACGAGUAUGAUUUCUUGUUUAAAAUAAUCCUAAUAGGAGAUUCUGGAGUUGGUAAAACAAAUAUUUUGUAAAGGUUCGUAAAAAAUGAAUUUAUCUUAGACUCCAAACCCACAAUUGGAGUUGAAUUUUCAACAAAGACAAUUAAUGUUGAAAAUAAAAGUGUGAAAUGCUAGAUUUGGGAUACUGCUGGAUAAGAAAGAUAUCGAGCAAUAACAAAUGCCUAUUAUAGAGGAGCAGUGGGAGCUUUCGUUUGUUAUGAUAUUACAAGAGAAAUAACUUUUACAAACAUAGAAAAAUGGCUUAGUGAAAUAAAAGAGUAUGCUCCAAAAAAUAUUGUAAUCAUGAUGAUUGGAAAUAAAAUAGACUAAGCAAAUGAUAGAAUGGUUAGAAGUGUAGAAGCAGCUAAACUCUGUUAAUAAAAUAAAAUUGGGUAUAUUGAAACUUCAGCAUAAAAUGGCUUAAAUGUAGAAGAGGCCUUCUCCAACUUAGUUAGUGAAAUUUUUAGUUCAAUGUCCUCCAAGUAGUAAAAAAAUGUUAAACAAUUACAAGGAGAUAAUUUAACUUUAGAUGAUGAUUUACCAAGCAAAUCAAUAACAAAAAAAACAAAUUGUAGAAAAGAAAAAGAAAAUUGCUGUUAAUGA